This is a messenger RNA of Pteronotus mesoamericanus, 1497 nucleotides long. RefSeq names its product macrophage scavenger receptor 1 (gene MSR1). Gene Ontology annotation, cellular component: membrane; synaptic cleft; terminal bouton. Gene Ontology annotation, molecular function: scavenger receptor activity. The record is from RefSeq and is a predicted model, not a curated record. The transcript is spliced from 10 exons. Bases 133 to 1494 code for a protein of 453 amino acids. Gene Ontology annotation, biological process: receptor-mediated endocytosis. Lineage: Eukaryota; Metazoa; Chordata; Mammalia; Chiroptera; Mormoopidae.
CAACACUCAAUGUGUCAUUUCCUUUUUUCAUGUAUUAAAUGCUGAAAUACUAUGUGAUAAAGAUUUUACACUCCAGUUGUGAAGAGUAGGAGGUGGAUAAACCAGUUCAGCUGUCUUUAGGACAAACGAAGUAUGGCAGAGUGGGAUAGCUUUCCUAAUGAGCUGGAGGACAGGGACAGCUGCUCAGAGUCUGUGAAGUUUGAUGCUCGAUCAAUGACAGCUUUGCUACCUCUGAAUUCUAAAAAUGGCCCUACCCUUCAUGAGAAACUGAAGUCCUUCAAAACUGCACUGAUUGCCCUUUAUCUCUUCGUGUUCGCAAUUCUCAUCCCUAUCAUUGGAAUAGUGGCAGCUCAGGUCCUAAAGUGGGAAUGGAAGAAUUGCACAGCUGGUUCGAUUAAUGUCAAUGAUACACCUCAGCAUCUCAGUGGAAAAGGAAAUGAUAGUGAAGACAUAAAGUUUCGAGAAGUUGUCACAGAAAACAUGAGCAAAAUGGAGAAGAGAAUCCAGUAUAUUUCAGACACACAAGCCAAUCUCAUAGAUUCAGAGCAUUUCCAAAAUUUCAGUGUGAUGACUGAUCAAAGAUUUAAUGAUGUUCUUGCCCAGCUGAGUACCGUGGUUUCCUCAGUCCAGGAACAUGGAAAUGAAAUAGAUGAAAUCUCCAAGUCAUUAAUAAGUCUGAAUACUACAUUGCUUGCUUUGCAGCUCAGUAUUGAAACAGUGAAUGGCAAAGUCCAGGAGAGUAAAAUUAAACAACAAGAGGAGAUGAGUAAAUUAGAAGAGCGUGUGUACAAUGCAUCAGCAGAAAUUAUGUCUAUGAAAGAAAAAUAUGCACAUUUGGAACAGGAAAUAAAAGGGGAAGUGAAACUAUUGAAUAACAUCACUAACGACCUCAGACUGAAAGAUUGGGAACAUUCACAGACACUGAAAAAUAUCAGUAUAAUUCAAGGUCCCCCUGGACCCCCAGGUGAAAAAGGAGACAGAGGUCUCAAUGGAGUACCUGGACCUCCAGGCAGUCAAGGCCCAGUGGGUCCCCCAGGGCUUAAAGGAGACCGGGGAGCGAUCGGCUUUCCUGGAAGCCGAGGAAUGUCAGGACCAGCAGGGAAGACUGGGAGGCCAGGAAAUCCUGGACAAAAAGGCCAGAAGGGGGAAAAGGGGAGUGGAAGCAGGCCAUCUCCACCGACGACAGUCCGACUGGUCGAUGGUAGUGGCCCCCAUGAAGGCCGAGUGGAGAUUUUCCACAACGGCCAGUGGGGUACAGUCUGUGAUGACCACUGGGAAUUGCGUGGGGGACUCGUCGUCUGCAGGAGUUUGGGAUACCGCGGUGUUCAGACUGUGCAUAAGGAAGCCAAUUUUGGACAAGGUACGGGUCCAAUAUGGCUGAGUGAAGUGUAUUGUUUUGGGAGAGAGUCAUCUAUUGAAGAGUGUAAAAUCCGACAGUGGGGUGUCAGAACCUGUUCCCACAAGGAGGAUGCUGGAGUCACUUGCACUUUAUAAUGU